AUGGACGAAGCCGACUUUUCGGAAGAUAUGACUUAUAAGCAACAGGAGGACCUGCCUUACGAUGGGGACUUCUCUCAGAUGAAGAUGUGCACUUCUUACAACUUUACCUUAACAAAUGACACCUUUCCUGUCUCAGCGGAAGUUGUUCUGGCAGGAGAAGACCCUCAGGAAGUGGCUGCUCACUGUGAGGUGCGCCAGAACACAGCUCUGCCAGCAACUUGGGAUAAGACGACUGAACUUGUCAGCAGCAGGCACGAUAAAGAUGAGCAAUGCGCCUUGGCUUCUCCUGUUCCAGCUAAUAAAGAAGAUACCUCAAAGUCCCCCGUCUCAGAUAUGUUACUCCAUCAUCUCUCCAAAGAACAAUUCUACAGGGGUCAAGGUACUGGCUAUGAAAUUCUCCCAGAGACUUUGAAUGCUGAGAGUGUUGAUGACACUCCAUGUUAUGCAAAAAAGUAUUACCCCAAAGAACAAACCCCAGAAUUCACUGGCCAGCCCAGUCCCCAAAAUGGUUCAGCAAAUAACAGCAAGCCCUGUUACUCCCCUGACACAGAAGGAGAAAAUACCUCUCCCUUAGAAAAACCAGUGACUGUUGGGAAGAGCGACCAUCAGGAAGAUCCAAGCUUUCUAACCAGAACUAAAUGUCCAGGUGGUAAAUAUAAAAGCUCUCUAAGGCAGACACCCCAGAGACAGAUGGCUGACAAAGCAAGUUCAGGCAACUGGUUCAGAUACAGCCGGGCUCAAGUGCACUACCAGUUUCCAGAUUUUUCUAAGGUUGCUCCCAAGGUGAAAAUCUCUAGGAAUCCUGUAACUAAUAAACCACUCACAAUGGCUAACCAAGGCAGCUAUUCUCCUAGGUUGAGAAAUAAAUCAACAGUUGUGCAAGAUAAUUUAGGAACCGUGUCUGGGCCAAAUCGUGUUGAAAAACAACUAGAGCAAAAACAGAAAUUUACUGAACCUUCGCAACAAAUACAGGUGCAGCCUGCCAUACACACCUGCCAAGAACCUCUCACAGGACUUGAACCUGAGAAAUGUCGCUUGAAUUUGACACCGACACCUCAAAAAGGUCCUUUCUCAAAUUCUUACAUAUUUCAAAAGAUCUCCCAAGGAAAACAGAUGUGCCAGAAACUGAAAGAGCAGACUGACCAGCUGAAGAAUAAGGUACAAGAAUUUUCCAAAAGAAUAAAACAGGACUCUCUCUGCUGUUUGCAAGACAUAAGGCUGAUGACUAAGGAGCACGCUGGCUGUUUUCCAGGGCCCUGGGGCUCACGAGGAAGUGAGGUGACAGGGCUGCCAAGGGGAGGGCCACAGGAGGCCACCUCCAAGGAGCUCAGUGAGCUGGCCCCGAAGAUAAAACAGAAAAUGGAGAAAAGGGGCCACAGAAGGACCAACUGUGGGAAGUUUUCCAGUAGCAUCCCUGAAAAAACACUGGCCCAAGAUUCGCCUCUCGGUUCUGAUCCAGGGCUCAGCUUCUGUCCUGAUCCCGGCACUGGGCUACAGAGUAACAAAUGUGAGGCCUAUGAAAGCAAGACUGGGAACUCCCAGAGUAUCUGUGAGGAAGACCCACCGAAAGAAUUUUAUUAUAGAUAUGACACUCCAGGACAAGAUGACUUAAAUCACAGUGGAGGAUAUACCUUUGUCCAGUCUCACUUCUUACAUGAAAAUAAAAUCUCUUCGCCUUCUUGUUUAAAAGCAAAAUGGAUCUGGCCCUGGAGAGUGAACUCAGAACCCUUUCAAGAUGAGCAUGAGCCAGCAGCAGGAAAACAUUCCAAGACAUCCCUGACCUCUACCUCAGACCCUGCGCCACCCUUGCCCCACCGCUGCUUCUGUGGGAUUCCUAGAAUCCAGUCCUUAUGUUCCAGUAGCAGCAUGGAAGAAACGGAAUCUAAGAUUUUAAACUCACCUUUGGAUCAUGCCUUAAGGACAACAACCAAAUUGAAAAAAACCACCGACCAAAUGAUUAAAUCUAUUGCAGAAGACCUCGCCAAAGCACAACAAUGGAGACACCAGCUAAGAUACUACUAA
This is a messenger RNA of Grammomys surdaster, 2022 nucleotides long. RefSeq names its product AKNA domain containing 1 (gene Aknad1). The transcript is spliced from 11 exons. Bases 1 to 2022 code for a protein of 673 amino acids. NCBI's taxonomy places the organism in Eukaryota, Metazoa, Chordata, Mammalia, Rodentia, Muridae. The record is from RefSeq and is a predicted model, not a curated record.